This is a messenger RNA of Lodderomyces oxycetoniae, 1548 nucleotides long. RefSeq names its product rRNA-binding endoribonuclease (gene HBR3). The coding region runs from base 1 to 1548 and encodes 515 amino acids. The transcript is spliced from 2 exons. Gene Ontology annotation, molecular function: RNA endonuclease activity. Gene Ontology annotation, biological process: ribosomal small subunit biogenesis; maturation of SSU-rRNA. The record is from RefSeq and is a predicted model, not a curated record. Gene Ontology annotation, cellular component: preribosome, small subunit precursor. Lineage: Eukaryota; Fungi; Ascomycota; Pichiomycetes; Serinales; Debaryomycetaceae.
AUGACAAGCAAUAAACAUAUCGAGACGGUUGUCUUAGAUGCCGGGCCGUUGAUUACCCAACCAGCUACAAAUUUACAGCAAAUUGGAAAUAAUUUUUACACAACUCCAGGAGUUCAUUCAGAGUUGAAAGAUGAACAAGUCCGGCAACAAUUAGUUAUAUGGGGUGAUCGCCUAAAAAUAAAACAACCCGAUCAAGAUUGUAUUGAUAAAGUUGUUAGAUUUGCUAAAUUGACUGGUGAUUAUAGUGUUUUAUCUGUUAAUGAUUUACACAUUAUUGCAUUAGCAUAUGAGUUAGAAAUAAAGAGUGGUGGGAAGUUGAGGAGUUUUCCAGGAGAAGUGUUGGAAAACCAGAAAGAAACCGUUGUUGAGGAUAAUCCGAUUUCAAAAACAGGGGAUAGCGAUGGUGCGUUUGUUACCGUUAAGAAAGGUCGUAAAAGAGGUGGCAAGAGACAACGUGAAAAGAGAGAAGCCGAGUUGCAAAAGUUACAAGAGAAAGCCGGAGGUAAAGACUUGAAUGACGAUGAUUUAGAGAAAGCCUUAACUGCUGCUGCUACAAACGAGAAGGAAGAAGUAGAAACUACUGUAUCAAAAGAAGGUGCAAGUGAGGAAGCUUCUCAAAGUGUUGGUAAAGGGUUUAACGAGGAAGCUUCUCAAAGUGUUGGUAAAGAGUCUAACGAGGAAGCUUCUCAAUGUAUUGGUGAAGAGUAUAAUGAGUCAGACGACGAUGGCGAAUGGAUCACACCCGACAAUUUACAGGAGGAAAUUUUAAAAGAUAAGAAUGAACAGAUUCAAGAUACAUUAAACAAUGGUGCAAAAAUCAAGGUUGUUCUUGCCACGGGCGAUUUUGCAUGUCAAAAUGUAGCCAUGCAACUCGGAAUAAAGUUACUAAAUGCCAUGUCAGGAAAACAAAUCAAACGAGUGCGUAAUUAUAUGUACAGAUGUCAUGCAUGCUUUAGAUUAACACCAAUUAGCAAGGACGGAAGACCUAAACAUUUUUGUCCCAAAUGCGGUGGCGAUACAUUGAUAAGAUGUGCUGUAUCUGUAGACAGUAAAACAGGCAAAGUGACACCUCACUUGAAAGCAAAUUUCCAAUGGAUAAAGAGAGGUGAUAAAUACUCGAUACCGUCACCUUUGAGUAAAAACCAGCAACGAUUACAAGGAAAAGGAGGAUUUCAGCAUAAUAAACAAAACAGACACAAAUCCCAACAAAACCCGCUACUCCUAAGAGAAGACCAAAAGGAGUACCAGCAGGCCUUGAAGAAUGACGAUUGGGAGAGGAGACAGCAUGAAAAAUUGUUACAAGAUUGGAUCGGAGGUGGAAGUGCAGAUAACUAUGCAAGUCCCUUUGGUACAGUAAAUACUAUAAGACCUUCGGGCGUCCGUGUAGCUAGUGCUGCCAGUGCUGCCAGUGUUGCCAGUGUUGCCAGUGCUGCCAGUGUUGCCAGUGCUGCCAGUGCUGCCAGUGCUGCCAGUGUUGCCAGUGUUGCCAGUGUUGCCAGUGUUGCCAGUGUUGCUAGUGCCGCUCCACUACCUCGCUCUGCUCAAUAG